GGUAUAUUUACGUUUUGCCCUUGAUCAGGUUCACAAACCUUCCGAAACAGUGUCAUGUCUCGUUCAAACAUAGUAAGUUGUACGUGAAUGUUUAUAGGUUAAACGCGGCAUUUUGGAAUCAUGUCGACAAAUCCGAAAAGGACAGUAUAUGUUGGAGGAUUAGCAGAAGAAGUAGACGAGAAAGUGCUCCAUGCUGCAUUCAUACCCUUUGGGGAUAUAAUGGAUAUUCAGAUACCACUUGAUUAUGAGACAGAGAAACAUAGAGGUUUUGCUUUUGUAGAAUUUGAAUCGGCAGAAGAUGCAGCUGCAGCAAUAGAUAAUAUGAAUGAUUCAGAACUCUUUGGGAGAACAAUUCGAGUAAAUCUUGCCAAACCUCAGAAAAUCAAAGAAGGGUCUUCUAAGGCAGUAUGGUCAGAUGAUACUUGGCUGCAGGAGCAUGCUGGAAAGACUCUGAACAAGGAUGGUGAAUCUGGGACGAAACGAGCAGCAGAAGAUUCUGAAAAGGAGGAAGAACCAGAAGUUAAGAAAGCAAAGAAAAAUCCGCAAGUAUACUUUGAUAUCAAAAUAGGGAAGAACAACGUUGGAAGAAUAAUAAUCAUGCUGAGACCUGACAUAGUUCCAAAGACCGCAGAGAACUUCAGAUGUUUGUGCACCCAUGAGAAAGGUUAUGGGUACCAGGGCAGUACCUUUCACAGAAUAAUUCCAGAGUUUAUGUGUCAGGGUGGAGAUUUUACAAACCACAAUGGAACAGGAGGAAGAUCAAUAUAUGGGAAGAAAUUUGAAGAUGAGAAUUUUACUUUAAAACAUGUAAAUCCAGGCACACUAUCAAUGGCAAAUUCUGGUCCAAACACAAAUGGCUCCCAGUUCUUUCUCUGUACAGCACGAACAGAUUGGUUGGAUGGUAAACAUGUUGUGUUUGGACAUGUUAUAAGUGGUAUGGAUGUACUGAAGAAGAUGGAGAAAUGUGGAACAAAAUCUGGAACUCCAACAGAGAAAGUAAUAAUAUCGGCAUGUGGAGAGCUGGUGUGAUACUUAUGAAUGUAUAUAUGUGAAUUAUAACAAGUUUUACAUGUUAUCAGGAUUGUUAUUACUGUUAUCACAGCAUUGCAUAUGACAUUUGUCCCAUUAUUGCUGAGCCAAGUUUAUCCAGGUCUGUAUCAGAUUUACCCAAGUUUAAUGCCAAAAGGGAGAGAAAACUUGUUAAAAUAUUGUUUGUUUAUUUUGUGGUAUGGAUACAAAUU
Molecule: messenger RNA, 1241 nt
Organism: Zootermopsis nevadensis
Lineage: Eukaryota; Metazoa; Arthropoda; Insecta; Blattodea; Termopsidae
Gene: cyp33
Product: peptidylprolyl isomerase cyclophilin-33
Biological process (GO): protein peptidyl-prolyl isomerization; protein folding
Cellular component (GO): mitochondrion; cytoplasm
Molecular function (GO): peptidyl-prolyl cis-trans isomerase activity; cyclosporin A binding; RNA binding
Source: RefSeq, a predicted model, not a curated record